GACAAUAAAACAUAAUACAACUGGCUAUACACCAUUUUACCUAUUAUAUGGAUGUCAAACAACAUUACCUAUUGAAUUAAUAAUUCCAACAGAAUUGAGUAACAAUAAAAAUAUUAAGGAUGCAUUAAUGGAAAGAUUAUUUAAGAUAAUCAACCAAUUGGAAGAUGAUCGAUAA
Messenger RNA from Funneliformis geosporum, 175 nucleotides. The record is from the annotation of a GenBank genome assembly. Lineage: Eukaryota; Fungi; Glomeromycota; Glomeromycetes; Glomerales; Glomeraceae.